This is a messenger RNA of Fundulus heteroclitus (mummichog), 1412 nucleotides long. Its product is annotated as deoxyribonuclease-1-like 2. Gene Ontology annotation, cellular component: nucleus. Gene Ontology annotation, biological process: DNA catabolic process. Lineage: Eukaryota; Metazoa; Chordata; Actinopteri; Cyprinodontiformes; Fundulidae. The transcript has 10 exons. The record is from RefSeq and is a predicted model, not a curated record. Gene Ontology annotation, molecular function: DNA nuclease activity. The coding region runs from base 138 to 1088 and encodes 316 amino acids.
UCGUGGAGGGCGUGGCCAACGUGACGUCACUAGCGGAGGUGCGAUUAGUGGAAUCUCUGACAGGUCGAGCCUCCACCCAGCAGGUGAAACUCGGAGGUUGCGCUGUCGAUACACGUCCCACCUGAACAGAUCCAGCCAUGAGGGGGCGCUCUUCCAACCUUUGUAGUCUACUACUGUUUUCUGUCUUCAGCCUGUUGUUCGGAGCAGCUUUAGUGUCAGGAUUCAGGAUCUGCUCUUUCAACGUGAACCGCUUCAACUCAGCGAAAGCAGCAAAGCCUAACGUGCUGCACACUCUGACAAAGGUCGUCUCCAAAUGUGACAUCUGUCUCCUGCAGGAUGUGGUCGAUUCAGACGGCAAAGCAGUCAAACCUCUGCUGACUUUACUCAACAGGUGGAAAUCUACAAGGUAUGACAAACUUCCUUAUGCGUCUGUGUCGAGUAAAGUUCUGGGAAAGUCCGCUGAUAACAUGCAGCAGUACGUCUUCAUCUACAGGAGGGACAUCGUUAACGUAACGGGUCAGCACCAGUAUGAGGGGAACGCCUUCGUCAGACCGCCGUUUGUCGUCCAAUUCUACAGCAAUAAAACAGAUAUCAAGGAGUUUAUUUUGGUUCCCCUCCACAGCGAGCCGGAGCAGGCCGUCCAGGAGAUCGACUCGCUCUACGAUGUCUUUGAGAAAGUCAGUGAAAUGUGGAACAACACGAACGUGAUGUUCCUGGGAGAUUUCCACGCCGGCUGCGCCUACGUCACCCGGCACGACAAGAAGAGCAUCCGCCUCUACACCAACUCCAACUUCUCCUGGCUGAUAGGCGACGGCGUGGACACCACCGUCACCGACCUGACGGACUGCGCCUACGACAGGAUCGUGGUUCAUGGACAGGACUUCCUGAAGGCCAUCAGGCCGUUCUCUGGAAAAGUCUUCAACUUCGGCAAAGAGUUCAAGCUCAGGCGGACAAAGGUGCUGGAUGUUAGCGACCACUAUCCAAUCGAGGUGCGAUUAAAAGGCUCCGCCUUCCUCCAUCUGGCCCCGCCCCUGCUGAUCCUCCUCGGUGUCUCUGCAAUCAUCCAGUUCUUCCUUCCUGCUCUGUGAUCGUCUGAUUGAGUCUAGACACCCAUUCUCUUGUGGGUUUUAUGAAGCAGUUUGUUUACCUGAUGCUGAACCGUGAUUAUCCAGCAGCAACAAUAUGAGACAAACGCACAUAAAGAACAUUUUACUGCAGAUUUAGUUUUAGGAGAUUAGUUAUAAUCUGUGUGCCGAUUCAUUAGAUCUAAUCUAUGUUGUUUAACUCUUGACCUGCAGACACAUAAAGGCAGAAACUGGCUCCAAACUGGAGGAACAGUUGUUUUUUUACCUUUCAUGUUUUUAAAUGAGAAAUUUUAGAAUAGUUGUUUUUAUUAAAUCAGAAUUUGGGGG